UCAAAAAUGGCGGCAGCAGGAGCUUCCUCAAGGGUUCUCAUUUAUGGCGGAAAAGGUGCACUUGGAGCCUCUUGUGUGACUUACUUUAAGGCCAAAAACUGGUGGGUCACCUCAAUAGACUUGUUUCCCAAUGAAGAGGCCCACGCCAAUGUCAUUGUGGAUAGUUCAAAGUCUUGGGUGGAACAAGAUCAGGAGGUCCAAAAAAGAGUCGAGGAGGUUUUAGAUGGUAACACUUUAGACGCUAUAGUGUGUGUUGCAGGUGGCUGGGCAGGAGGGAAUGCUAAAAGCAAAGCUGUAGUAAAAAAUGCUGAUUUGAUGUUCAAGCAGAGUGUUUGGACUUCACUCAUUUCUGCAAGCAUCGCUGCGAAACAUUUGAAGAAUGGAGGCCUACUGUCCUUGACUGGUGCUCAACCAUCACUUGGGGGAACUGCAGGAAUGAUGGGAUAUGGCAUGGCUAAGGCUGCUGUCCAUCAGUUGGUGAAGGGACUAGGAAUGGAAGGGAGUGGUCUCCCACCUGAUUCUACUGCUCUGGCCAUUCUGCCGAUGACUCUAGAYACUCCAAUGAAUAGAAAAAACAUGGCCAAUGCAGACUUUAACCAGUGGACACCUUUAGAAUAUGUGGCAGAGCUUUUGUUUGAAUGGUCCGAGGGAAAGAACAAACCAGCAACUGGAAGUCUAGUAAAGCUAAACACGAAAGAUGGCAAGUCCUCGUGGGAAGUGUAUACAGGCUGUUUGAUCUGAGAUGUUUGAACUUCAUAAAACCCUUCGCCUUUAGAAUAGUAUUUAUAGUAAAGAAUGAUUAGUCUAUAUAUGCUUUCAUUCUUUUUGGCUUAGUGUUUUUUAACUCAUUGUUGCCAGAUAAAAAUAAAGUAUAUAACUGUUAAUUUCAUAA
Actinia tenebrosa (Australian red waratah sea anemone) is the source of this 892-nucleotide messenger RNA. RefSeq names its product dihydropteridine reductase. Gene Ontology annotation, molecular function: 6,7-dihydropteridine reductase activity; NADH binding; NADPH binding. Gene Ontology annotation, biological process: tetrahydrobiopterin biosynthetic process; L-phenylalanine catabolic process. Lineage: Eukaryota; Metazoa; Cnidaria; Anthozoa; Actiniaria; Actiniidae. Gene Ontology annotation, cellular component: cytoplasm. The record is from RefSeq and is a predicted model, not a curated record.